This is a messenger RNA of Porites lobata, 798 nucleotides long. Lineage: Eukaryota; Metazoa; Cnidaria; Anthozoa; Scleractinia; Poritidae. The record is from the annotation of a GenBank genome assembly.
AUGGGUUGUAGUCCUUCCCACGCGGUCAUCAUAAAUUCAUCACCAACCCAUGAGACUAUAUGCUUGCAGCCGCGAAUUUAUAUGGUUUCCGAAUCAACGCUGUGUUUGUUAAAAGAUGUGGGUGAAUUAAGAGUAUAUAAUAUCGAUGAAACAGACCCUGCAAAAGCAGCGGAAAAGUUUCGAGGCGCUGAAGAACAGCUUCAAAAUCCCCUCCUCUUUCAUCCUCAGCUUCGCGGACGAGAACGGUCAAACACUGAUGAUUUAAGGUCGCUAUCGUCAGACUCGGGACCAUCGAGUGUACAUGUUGGCAAGGAGAUAUCCACCGGAGGCCAAGACAUUAAUCAAAGCGACGGGGACUUGGUCGAAAUACCCAAAAACGAGGAGGAAGGAGACAGUGUUGAUUAUCAAAGUCAGUAUGGCACGGGCGGAAUAGCAAGCGAGGAAAGGAAACAAAUAUUGAAGGACGGAGCGGCACAGACUUCAAAUGCGCAUUCAACAAUUGUUGAAGUUUACAGCUACAGAACAGGCGAGGAUGGUAGCACUGCAGAAAAUGAAAGCAAGCGCGAGAGUCUAGCUAUGGAGCCACCGUAUAUUGUGGACAGCGCAAGCACGGCUGCUUCAGUUGAUAUGGUUUCAUCGAUUGAACAAGAUCGAACUUUGGAAGACACGCAGAGCGAAAGCAAGAUCGAGGAAUUGGAUGUCUUGCCAGAUGCGACAUUUGGUUGGUCGGAAACUUCUUGCAGAGGAAUACCUGCAGCGAAAGCCUCCGAACAUCUGGGGAACGCAAAACAAGCGAAA